AUGUCCGAAAAGGCAAUAAGGGCGAAAAAAAAGUACUUAAGACAAAAAGAAGUAAGACUUCACGAACUUAAAAACAGAAGAGAAGCAAAUCGGAAAAAACUCGCUAUGAAAAUCUUUACACAUGUCUACAAAAAACUCAAAACAAGCAACGGAUUCAAAUUCGAUUUCAAAAUCGAAAAACAAAUUCAUGAAAUUUUCGACACGUGGGCCCGCGAAACCGUUGAUGAGUUUUUAAAAUCAAUAGAAGAACGUGCACCCGUGUAUCGAAACCUUUCGGGUGGAGACUUUUUAUCUUUAAACAGAAUCCGAGACCAACUUCCGGAAGAAUUAAUACAAUCUUACGAUAAUUUUCAAGAAAAAGUCGACAAGUAUUUGAACCCGAUAAAAGCACGAGAGAAGUUACUAGAUAUAAAAAUGAAACAAGAACAAGAAGAAGAACAAAAAUACACCGAAAGAACAGUCAAAGAUUUGACCCAACUUCUUAUAAAAGUCGAUGCACCUGAAAAACUAAUUAAAAAAUCCGUAAAAUUAGCGGGGUUCACGAAUGACAUGGGUCGUCCGAGACCUAUCACUUUACUCACGGUUCUUGAAGAUAUCGAUAUCAUUAAAUGGUACGCGGGUAUCGGAAAAAGAUGGCUAAAUUACUAUUCGUGUUCUAGAAACUUCAAGUUUGUGAAAACGAUUGUGAGUUAUCACUUGCGAUUUUCGUGUUUAUUAACUUUAGCUGAGAAACACGAAUCAAGUAAACGAGAAGCUAUUAGACAUUACACGAAAGAUUUGAGGGUUUUUGAUGUUGAUGGGAGUGAAGAGUUUUGGUUUCCUAGUGAAAGGGAGAUUAAGAUGAUGGGGGAUACGAAUCUUGUGGAUCCGAAACCCGUGGAUGGGGUUUUGAGUAUGGUGUUGAUAAGAUUGGCUUUUGAUGAGGGUUUGUAUCGAUGUGGUGUGCAUUUUUGUGAGAGAUUUGAUACGAUUGUGUAUCGUAUUCGGUUGUUGGAUCGAGGUUUGAAUUUGGAUGACAAGUGUUGGGUUUUUGAUAGGAUGUGUGUUGUGUUGUGUUCGGAUCAUGUAAGUGAGAUGUAUGUUGGUGAACUUACACUACAAGAUGUUGACUAUUCGAGCUUGAUGUGUAUUUGA
Lactuca virosa is the source of this 1134-nucleotide messenger RNA. Lineage: Eukaryota; Viridiplantae; Streptophyta; Magnoliopsida; Asterales; Asteraceae. The record is from the annotation of a GenBank genome assembly.